CAAUGCUGUUGUCAGAAAUGCUGCCACAAAUUUGACGAGAGUGCAACGCGAUGGAGCUGUCCAGAAAAACUUUGAAUGCCUUUGCCCUGCUGCAGCUAAUCCUGUGCCUGCUGCUCCUGCUCGGCUUUAGCUCCGCUCAACUGCAGCAUCAGCAACCGUACUAUCAUCCCCGAGCCCAGCUGUACUAUGAGGCGCCACGACUGAGGCGCUACGAGUAUGCCCCGAGCGCCAGCUAUAUCUCUGGCUAUCCGGUGGCGCCCGCUCUGGCAGGACACUAUCAGCAGCAGACACCGAACUUCCAGCUGAUCAACUAUCGUCCCAGCUACCAGCCCAUGGCCCUGGAGUACCAGCAGCAGCAGCCGCCCCCCCUGCCAGUGCCUGCCCCGGUCCUGCCCUCGAUCUACCCGCAGCCGAGCGUCCAGUACCAGCAGCGAUCCAUUGCGCCGCACUCGGAGCUGUCCAAGUACCGCUACGAGGGGAAUUACCUGCCCGUCCAGCGAGUGGCAGCUCCACCUCCACCGUUCCAGCAACAGCAGCAGCAGCAGCAGCAACUGCGUCGCGUGGAGGAGCCUCUGCAGCAGCUGUACAACGUGCCACCGGCUCUGUUCACCAGCGAUGUGUUGCACGUGAUUCCGCCAAGGCUAGCCAGGCUGCAGGAGCAGCAGCAGCAGCCCCAGACGGAACGUCCCAGACGCAAUGCUCAGGUGGAUGCAGAGGCGGCAGAGACCAGAACUCAGCAAAAGGAGGCACCACCCAUGAAGGAAACCAAGUAUUUUCACGAUAUUUUCAUGCGUUUCGAUGGACCCCAUUCGCGCUCCCACGGACAUGUCCUGAAGCAGCCCAAGGCCGAGGAGCGACGCUUCGAGAUGCAGCGUGGCACCAAUCGCUACAAGGGGGAGGUACGGAGAGGGAAACACACACCAUUUCCAUUAAUUUCCACGCUAAUUCGCAAGGACUUUCUCUCUUAUCCUGUAGGUGAUUUGGACAGAUCGCCAGGGCAGUCAUGGCGAGCAUCGCUGGGACAUGGCCCAGGGAAAACUCUAAGCGAAAAGGAUCUCUGAUGGAAUUUUUUUUUUUUUUUUUUGCCGAUUUCCAUACCACCCUCUCUGGCCCGCUACGCUCUUCUCCCCCCUGCUCUCUCACUGUAUAUAUCCAUAAUCAUAUAUAAAGAUCGUGACUUUUCAUAA
Messenger RNA from Drosophila miranda, 1187 nucleotides. RefSeq lists its product as uncharacterized. NCBI's taxonomy places the organism in Eukaryota, Metazoa, Arthropoda, Insecta, Diptera, Drosophilidae. The record is from RefSeq and is a predicted model, not a curated record. The transcript is spliced from 2 exons. The coding region runs from base 51 to 1061 and encodes 336 amino acids.